Molecule: messenger RNA, 1411 nt
Organism: Protopterus annectens (West African lungfish)
Lineage: Eukaryota; Metazoa; Chordata; Ceratodontiformes; Protopteridae
Product: zona pellucida sperm-binding protein 3-like
Exons: 9
Coding region: 18-1388 (456 amino acids)
Biological process (GO): egg coat formation; positive regulation of acrosome reaction; binding of sperm to zona pellucida
Cellular component (GO): extracellular matrix
Molecular function (GO): acrosin binding
Source: RefSeq, a predicted model, not a curated record
ACAUUUAGUUUACAGCAAUGGCAAUCUUGGUUUUGUGGCUGGCUGUUUAUGGUCUCACUUUGUGUAAUGAUGCCUACUGUAGUAAUGGCUGGGGGAAGAACCCAGGAGGCUCUCAGAAUAUUCCCUUUUCCCCCAGAGUAGGUAGUUCUGCCCGUAACAGGUAUUCUAAGGUUGGUUUUGUACCUUCUGGAAAUGGUGAUUCUUCUGUUUAUUUCCGGGCUGCAUUGUCUUUAAGAUCUGUUAUAGUAUUGUGUAAUGAGGCAGACCUGAUUAUAAUCGUAAACAAAGAUCUCUUUGGAACAGGACAAUGGGUGAAGGAGUCUGACCUUGCUUUAGGUUCUGUUGGUUGUCCCCCAACUUAUAAGAAUGCUACUACUGUUGUUUUCCAGUAUGGACUCCAUGAAUGUGGAAGCUCUGUAGAAAUGACAGAAGAUGCUUUGGUCUAUAAUACUGAUCUGUACUAUAGUCCUAGCAGCAACCUUGUCAUAAUAAGAACCAAUGAGGCUGUGGUUCCUAUCCAGUGCUAUUAUCCAAGGAAGGACAAUGUAAGCAGUAAUGCCAUACAACCUACCUGGAUUCCAUUUAGAUCAACUGUAUCAUCUGAACAAAAACUUAACUUCACUUUGAGGUUAAUGAAUGAUGACUGGAGUUCUGUUAGACAAUCCGCUGAGUACUCUCUUGGUGAUGUGCUACAUAUUGAAGCUUCUGUAUCAACUGAGAACCAUGUCCCUUUGCGGAUUUUCAUUGACAGCUGUGUGGCAACACUCCAAGAUGAUGAAAAUUCUGUUCCCAAAUACUCCAUAAUUGAGAACUAUGGUUGCUUAACUGAUAGCAGAGCUACAGAUUCUUCAGCUUUCCUAUCCCCAAGAUCCAGGGAUGAUGUACUUCGUUUUGAUCUGUCUGCUUUUAGAUUCUUCAAGGAUUCCAGAAGUAUGAUUUAUAUCACCUGCCACCUGAAAGCUGUCAGCAUUUCCCAGAGUCCAGAUGCUAUAAAUAAAGCCUGUUCCUUCACUUGGUCUGAUGAUAUUUGGUCUCCAGUAGAAGGCUUAAAUAACAUCUGCAGCUGCUGUAAUACUGCAAAUUGUGGUUAUAACAAACUUCUCCGUCCAUCUGGAAGGAGAUCUAGUGGAAGGGAUUCCUUCAGAAGACAUGGGAAGAGAAGUGCCUCAAGAUGGACCCAGAAAGGGGAUGCUCACAUUGGGCCAAUUAUUUUCAAUUCAUUUGAAGAGGUUCUACAGGAAGUCUCUACCUCCAAGCAUGCCCAGAAUUCCAGUGGUCUGAAUAUUGGAAUGAUGUCACUUAUCAUAGCUGGACUUGCAGGAGCUGUAAUAUUCAGUGUUGCAGCUAUUUAUGUGAAGUGUAGAUCACUAGGUGAAGCUCAUCAAUAAAGCUGUUUUUGUUAGUAUCUAAA